Epinephelus fuscoguttatus (brown-marbled grouper) is the source of this 2974-nucleotide messenger RNA. RefSeq lists its product as uncharacterized. The record is from RefSeq and is a predicted model, not a curated record. Gene Ontology annotation, cellular component: nucleus. Gene Ontology annotation, molecular function: DNA binding. The transcript is spliced from 7 exons. The coding region runs from base 62 to 2077 and encodes 671 amino acids. NCBI's taxonomy places the organism in Eukaryota, Metazoa, Chordata, Actinopteri, Perciformes, Serranidae.
UGGCGUCUGAUAGAAUGGUGUGUUAGCAGAGUGUCUUUGUUGUGUUUUUUAAAGUGUGAACAUGUAUAAAGUCCAAAUGCUGAGAGCGUUGGUGAAGCAGCGACUAACUGCGGCUGCUGAAGAGAUAUUUGGGCUGGUUGAAAGAACGAUAGCAGAGUACGAGGAGGAACUUUGUCGAUCAAAAGAGGAGAACGAGCGACAACGGAAACUACUGGACGCUGUUUUAAACCCGCAGCUUCGGUUACACAGAGCAGACGCCCAGCAGCUGUUGGUGGUUAAAGAAGAGGUUCCCCCUGAGCAGCAGAAGUCGAGCUCCAGUGUGGACCAGGAGGACCCAGAGCCUCCACACAUUAAAGGGGAACAGGAGGAACUCUGGAUCAGUCAGGAGGGAGAGCAGCUUCAAGGGCUGGAGGAGAUUGAUAUCACCAAGUUUAUAUCCACUCCCGUCCCUGUGAAGAGUGACGAUGAUGAAGAGAAACCUCAGUCCUCACAGCUUCAUCAAAGACACACUGGACAGAUGGAAACAGAAGCAGAGGGAGAGGACUGUGGAGGAGCAGAACCAGCCAGGAACUCAGAUCCAGAUACACAUUUACAACCUGAGACUGAUGACGAGACUGGAGAGUCCUCUGAACCUGAGACUGAUGACAGUGAUGAUUGGACGGAGACCAGAGAACCUCAGUCAGGGCUGGGAGGGCGGCUACAAACGGAUCAGGGGAGCAGGCAGAUCACGGACAUUUACUCACGUGGUACACCGGAAGUAUCUCCCGCCACGAAGUCCAGGAAAAAAAAUCAGCCCGAACAGACGUGUUUGGACGGAUUUAGAGCGAAAAAGCAGUUUCUUCACUCGAAAACAAACAAGGUUAGAGCGAGAAAGACCACCAACGGCCUGUACAGCAGUCCCACAUUGUUUGCGCAGGCACAUCAGGCUGUGUGUAAGGGACGCACAGUCAGAGGUGCUGCAGCUCUGUUUGGAGUGCCGUACUCAACUCUGUAUCGGUACAUUAAAAUUAAAAGCGUGGACCCAACUGCACCAGAGCCAGGAUACAAACCUCAUAAUAAGGUGUUCUCAGCAGAGCAAGAGAGCAGCUUGAGGGAUUACCUUCUAAAGGCUGCAGAUAUUUAUUAUGGGCUCAGUUCUCGUGAGGUCCGCAGUCUUGCCUACCAGCUGGCCAAGAAGCAUGACUGUAGUUAUCCAAAGGCUUGGGAUGUGAACCAGUUAGCCGGGAGGGACUGGUCCGCCGCCUUCCUGCAUCGCAAUCCACAGCUGUUGGUCCGACGUCCUCAGGCCACCAGCCUUUCACGGGCCACAAGUUUCAAUCCUUCCAACGUUGGAAACUUCUUUUCCAAACUGUCCAAGGUCCUGGACAGGCACCACUUCCAAGCCAAGGAUGUGUGGAACGUUGAUGAUUCCAGCACGGUCAAUGUUCAAGUGCCUGAUAAAGUUCUCGCCAGCCGUGGCACAAAGCAGGUCGGAUCCACGACGUCUGCGGAGAGAGGGACAUUUGUCACAAUGGCAUUAGCUGUCAAUGCCAUGGGUAACUCCAUCCCACCCCACUUUGUGUUUCCCUGCAAAACUUAUCAUGACCACUUUGUCAGAGACGGGCCUACAGGCUGCACUGGCUCAUGCUCAGAGUCAGGUUGGAUGCAGGAGAGCGACUUCCUGAUCUUCCUCAAACACUUCAUCCAUCACACCAAAGCAUCCGCUGACUCCAAAGUGCUUCUGCUCCUAGAUAAUCAUACCUCUCACCUCUCGCUGGAAGGCAUAGAUUAUUGUCGAGCCAACGGUGUCGUGCUCCUCUCCUUUCCACCUCACUGCUCACACAAGCUCCAGCCCGUGGACCGCAGUGUGUACGAACCUCUGAAGAGGUGCAUCAACUCAGCCAUGGACCAAUGGAUGGUGGGAAAUCCUGGGAAAAAAAUGACAAUAUAUGAUUUGCCAGGUAUUGUGGCAACAGCGCUGCCAUCUGCUGUCACACCGUCCAAUAUAGUGGCUGGCUUCAGGUGUACAGGAAUCUGGCCGUUCAACCCCAGCAUCUUCACAGAGGAGGAUUUCUCACCGGCGUAUGUGACUGUGUGACAUCCGCCGGCCAGUGUGGAGACAACACCAGCUGUCCCGGAUCUGCCAGCACCGCUGUCCACCACUGUGCAGCAGUAGUAUGAGUCAUGGGGUGGAUAACUGAUCAAGAGCUCCAAUCAGAGCUGAUCUGAUGGAUGGAUGAGAGGAGCAGCUGCUGCAGAGGUGAGUGAAAGCAAUAAAGCAACUCAGGACAUAAAAUAAACACAGCAGACACGUCAGACAGGAUCAACCAUGGUGUUAAACUAUAUAUCUUUAAAUGUUUCAGUCACGGCUGAAAAUAACAACAAAAAUAAUCUCCCAAUGGUUGGAUCCACUAACACAGUACAUAACAAUGGAACAACAAUCGGCUCUGAAAAAAAAGUUAUACUGAUGGAUUAUGUGUUAAAGGUUUGAUUUUAUUUCCUGAAUGUUACACUUACGGACUAUCUGUGUAAACUGUCCAUCAAGAUGUUAAAGGCUGGAUGUAACUAUUCUGAUGUUACACUUAUGGAUUCUUAUGGAUUUAUGUGUAAACUGAUUGAUAUUUAGUGAUCUUAAUUUUGUGUACUUGUGUACAUGGUCUGUGUGGAUUUUAUAAUUGUCUUUCUUUAAUUCUAUCUUUGUAAUAUGUCACUGAGUUAACUAAUGGAGUAUGGUAUACAAUGGAAAGUGCCUUGAUUACCCCCCUAUGAGGUUUUUUUUUUUUGCAUCUCUCCAUCAUGUUUCUGUUGCUCAUGUACUACUUUUUUGCAUGUGAAAACAAAUGAACUAAACUUAAAAAAAAUGGAACAGUUCAAUAAAAGUCAUUCUUCCAAAAAGUGUAUUUUAAUCAUUUCUCCUCCUGCAUGUGUCUUUUUUGAGUAAGCCUGUAAUUCCAUUCGCACCUCUGGACUUUUAUUUUGAAACUCAUUAACUCAU